Desarmillaria tabescens is the source of this 3734-nucleotide messenger RNA. RefSeq lists its product as uncharacterized. The coding region runs from base 119 to 3403 and encodes 1094 amino acids. Gene Ontology annotation, biological process: protein dephosphorylation. The record is from RefSeq and is a predicted model, not a curated record. Gene Ontology annotation, molecular function: protein tyrosine phosphatase activity. The transcript has 5 exons. NCBI's taxonomy places the organism in Eukaryota, Fungi, Basidiomycota, Agaricomycetes, Agaricales, Physalacriaceae.
ACGUCACCCGUGUGAACAUGCGGAGUCGGAGCUGGUUAAUCUGAGGUACCUUCAGCCGCCCUUUCCGCCCUCACGCACUUCCUUUUGAGCUUGCUCAUCGUCGUCCACGACGUCCUCCAUGGACUUUUUUUCUGCUGCCAACGAUGCGUCGGCGGUCGCACUCACUCAGAAUGAUACCUUUGCCCAGGCCAUAGCAUCCAGCUUUGGCUCUUUCACUGCACGACUUCCGGUUGCUGCUCCUCCGUCGUUCAGGUCCACCUCGACAACAAACCCAACGUUGCAUUCUAAUAACUUCCAUGCUGUUCAGCACGGCGAGCUUGCUAAACUCGUCAAUUCCCCAUCCGUGUUGUUCAUUGACAUUCGGCCCCAUGCUCAGUUCGCCAAUGCUCGUCUCCCCAAUGCGUUGUCAUUGUCGGUACCAUCCACGCUGUUAAAACGUCCAAUGUUCUCCUUGGACAAGCUCGCAUCAAUGCUUUCUUCUACCUCUUCACGUUCACGAUUCCUUGGUUGGAAUACAUCAGCCCAAAUCGUCGUGUACGACGCUGACUCUGCGUCGCUGCCCGAUUCUUCCAAUAUCCUCGGCCUUCUUAGAAAAUUCGCCAACGACAGUUCUGGGUACUCUGGCCGGCUUUGUUGGCUGAAGGGUGGCUUCCAGUCUAUAUGGCGGGAUCGAAGAGAGCUUAUUGACCAGCAUCCCUUUGCGCCUCCCUCAACGUCUCUCAAUCCUAAUCUUUUGCCAACAGCAGCUUUCCGCGCGCCAAAACGACAGUCGCCCUUGUACUCAUCCUUGCGAGCUGGCAUGUCAAUGCCAUCGCUUCCCCAUCAACCGUUUAAUCCUUUUUUUGAUACCAUCCGUCAAAACAUAGAGCUAUCGCAUGGCAUUACAGAACGUAUUCCGCUUAAGCUCACUGCCCAUGCAAAACAGCGGAUAUCUGAUCUCCCAUUCUCAUGGCUGCGCGCCAUUGCACUUCCAACAACAUCUGACCUCCAGACGGAUGUCGAGGAAAGCAUGGAGUCCCUCGCGAUGCAGUUCUACCGUAUUGAACUUGCGGAGCAGAGAAGACUAAUGGGGGUUAUGGAACAUCAUUCACGGGAAUCUACUGUACAGAACUACAGCGAACGCAAGGGUGUGCCUGUCAAGGCGUUCCCUUUCAGUAUUACUGCGGGUGUAGAAAAAGGUGCAAAGAACCGAUAUCGUCAUAUCUGGCCCUUUGAGCACGCUAGAGUACGGCUUCAUUCCGAUAAAUCAAUAUCUCCCCUUCCUUCGUUGGACUCUACAACCUCUUCCGAUGCCUCGCCCGAAUUAACCCCCUCCUCUUUUACUACUGUUCUUCCGCCAUCCAAAGUGCUCCCAUCUCGGUCAUCCUGCCGUGAGGACACUGACGAUUAUGUGAAUGCUUCCUACGUGCAGCCGCUAUGUACUCGCCGACGGUACAUAGCCACGCAGGGUCCCUUGGAAGCCACUUUUGUGGAUUUUUGGACUCUCGUUUGGCAGCAAAACGUUCACGUUAUCGUCAUGUUGACCCGAGAAGUCGAGGGCUCGACCGUGAAAUGCAACUGCUAUUGGAAAGACGGCACCUAUGGUCCCCUUCAUCUUCGAUUGAUCAGCCGCGAGGGAAAAGAAGAUGUUGGGGAUAAUAUACCAUCUAAGCAAAGCGGCGGCUUCUUCAAUUUCCGUGCCGAAGAGGAAGAGAAGUCUCACCCAAUCAUCAAGCGGACUUUUUUGCUUACUCACUCCGGAUAUCCUCACGCCAAACCACGCCGAAUCGUCCAUUAUCAGUAUCUGGAAUGGCCGGAUAUGAAUGUUCCCGACGACCCUCGAGGGAUCCUAGAGCUCAUCAAGGAGGUAGGGAGGGGUAUGGAAGAAAGCGAGCAGAAUGGGGAUAACCUCAAUAUCAACGGAUCUGCUGCAGACCUAUCGGAGGUUGACUCGCGUACAGGUAUUUCGCGUCAAGGACAAGGGAUCCAGCCGCUCCUUUUGCAUUGCAGUGCCGGUGUGGGAAGGACUGGAGGUUUCAUCGCUGUCGAUGCCGUCCUGGACGGAAUUCGGAGAGAGAUUCGCAAAUCCGUUGAGGACCAGGUCAGGACUGCCGAAAAUAAAGCAGUCGACGACCGCACCGACAGCGAUGGUGAUAUCGUGAUGGACGAGACCGGGCAGCGUACUAUGCCUAUGCCGCCUAACAAGGGAGGAGACGUGCUACACGUUCCUGUUAUCGAUAGCGGACUGCCUUCCUCUGCCACAAUUUCACAACGAGAACCAGAAGGGGACGACACAGCUACAAGACGAUGGGCCGAAAACUUGGAACAAAUUGACAGCGCGUAUACUCGCGAUACUGGUGAUUCCGAAGGCAGAUCGUCUUUCGAAACUGCUAGCUUGAGCACCGCUUCGUCGUCAGAGGAAUCCUCCUUUUUCCCCCAGACCGGGCCGAAAAACGAAAUCAAGGAAAAUGAUGGUGAGAUUUCACCUAAUGCGCCGAGUAGCGGAUACACAACUUCGUCAUCCUUUGUUACGACGAUAGCUUCCGAGUCGAGCAGCAAGGACGGAAUCGUUGGUGCUACGAGGAAAUCAUUUCCCAGUUUGAAUCCUGCCCCUGGUGUCGAUUUCAAGGGUCUACUGAACGCACGUCUGGGGGAAGAGGAAAAUUCUCGCGCGCGGACACAGUCGGCACCGUUGGCGGGUGUAUCUACCAAUGAUGGUUCUGCGACUGGCCCCUUCACUUCAAGGAGUCUGUCGCCGUCUGGCAGUGAUGUGAAGGACGCUAAGGACUUAGCUGCACAAUCGACCCCGAAUCUCAAGCUUUCUUCAGCAUCCACAGCACGACCCAUAUCUGUUGUGGCUUCUACUUCAACAACGAAUGUCGACUACAAGGAUCCUCGUCCGAUGCAUAGGCCUGACUCUCCGCGCUUGUUGAGUACCUACGAUGAGCCGCUAUGGGAGGUCAUUCAAGACAUGAGAGAGCAGCGGAUGAGUCUGUGUCAGAGUCUCAGGCAGUACGUUUUUGUACACGCGGCUGUCAUUGAGGGUGCUCUGAUGGUGGUCGACGAGGAGAAAGAGGCUUUGGGAGUGGACAAUGUUGAGAAGAUGAUUCAUCAGCAGAACUCAUCUACUCAUAGCAAAGCUAUGCCGUCAUCGGGUCCAGUGUUUGUCUAUAACGAUAUAUUAACAGCCAGCUCGUCUUCCCAUGGGAAGAGAGGCGCCAGUCCGACUGAAUUAUUGAAGGAGGACAAGACGGGGGAGUUGAGAAUGUCGAAAAGGCCCAGUAUCAAGAGGAAGCAGCGGAGUCACGACGGUGAAAUGGCGGUAUAUUCUACUGCUAGGGAAUCCCUCGGUGAGAGGCUGACACUGCCCACGUUCGAGAUAGUAUCUGUAUCACUGCUUAUCGAGGAAUCACUGUCUAGCUAGUCGUAUAAUUAAUUUCUGGUUUUGAUAAAGCACAUUUAAAGACUAGGGCCCGUCGCAAGCGCCAACGGUGACCUUGCUUAAUGCGGGAGCCUUGGGUCUGAAGUCGUGAUUGAAGCAGCAUGUAUUCUAGUAGACUCAUUCCACUUUAUGUACUAUGGCAGGCCCAGGAAAAGAUGAGACUUGUUUUCCGAUCGCGCCCAUGACUUAUUCGUUCGGAAACAUGACUUCGAAGGCUUCAUAUAUAACACCACGGCACCACCCGAUUGCUGAAGAGGUCCCAGACGCGCCUGGGGGGCAUCGUUAGUCCCUCCCAGGUAAUCUGGCCAUCAAC